GUUUAGCAACAGCACAGGCUGGCUUCCAGCAACGAGCUCUGGGAAUGGAGGCAGUCCCAGUGAGGGGGCUGUGGGUCCACCUCAUUUCCAGGUGCUCCCCAAGCACGAGAACCUCAAUAACCCUGCCCUGCCUGCUGCUUUAUGUCCUACACCUCACAGCUGGAGCAACUGCAGAGCCGCGCUACGUGGUGCUGUUCCCCUCUGUACUCCACUAUCCACAUGUGGGCAAGGUUCAUGUUCACCUCCUGGACAUGAAUGAGUCUGUCCGGGUGACCCUCCACCUAGCGAGCAGCCACAACAUCAGUAACUUCACCCUGGAGGAGAAGGGGACGAAGAUCCUUCACCUGAACUGGCCCCAGCUCUCCAACAUUUCUGCCCUGUCUCCAGAGGAGGAGGAAGUUGCACACCUGCACAUCUCAAUCCACGGAAGUUCCCUGCAGGUCUCUGAGCAGAAGAAAGUCCUGGUGAAAGCCUUGGAGCUGGGAACUUUGAUACAAACAGACAAGGAUGUCUACAAGCCUGGACAAACAGUGAAGUUUCGAAUUGUUCUUUUGGAUAAAGACUUCAUUCCCAGCAACAGCAAGCUUCCCUUUGUGGCUGUGCAGGAUCCCAGAGGGAAUGGCGUGGCACAGUGGCAAGAUGUGAGCCCACGGCAGGGCAUCGUGGAGCUGUCCCUCCCACUGUCUGCAGAGCAAGCCCUGGGCGCAUAUACCAUCAAAGCAGGGGGCAAAAGGCACUCCUUCAGAGUGAAGGACUAUGGGCUGCCCCACUUUGAAGUGGCCAUUCAGCUACCCCUCUUUGUGACAAAGCUGGACAAAAGCCUCCAGCUGCAAGUGUGUGGCUGGUACCCAUCCAGGAAACCUUUCCGAGGAAGGGCUGAGGGCAGCCUAUGCCAGCCCUACCAACAGCAUUGGUCCUCGGUGGAACCUACUAAGAACUGUGUUGAGUUUAUGGGCCAGACUGGGAAGAACGGCUGCUUUUCCACAGAGGUGCUGAUGGCUUCCUUCAACCUGACCAGCUUUGACUAUGAGAGACGCCUGUAUGCUUAUGCCUCUCUGCAGGAAGAGGGGACAGGAAUGUGGCGCAAAGUGACCAAGACCUGUCAGAUCUUUCCUGAAGUCUUCACAGUGACCAUCAGUGAAAACACUGAUGAUUUCUACAGACCUGGGAUCCCCUACACUGGGACGAGAUGCUCCUAAGGAGAGCUGACGGCUCCCCACUGAAGGAGAAGCAGCUGCUGCUCAUUGUUGCAUCUGGAGGGAAAAACACAAGACAGGUC
Struthio camelus australis is the source of this 1279-nucleotide messenger RNA. NCBI's taxonomy places the organism in Eukaryota, Metazoa, Chordata, Aves, Struthioniformes, Struthionidae. The record is from RefSeq and is a predicted model, not a curated record.